Scleropages formosus (Asian bonytongue) is the source of this 1675-nucleotide messenger RNA. Its product is annotated as protein Wnt-1-like. The transcript has a single exon. Lineage: Eukaryota; Metazoa; Chordata; Actinopteri; Osteoglossiformes; Osteoglossidae. Gene Ontology annotation, molecular function: frizzled binding; cytokine activity. The record is from RefSeq and is a predicted model, not a curated record. Gene Ontology annotation, biological process: neuron differentiation; multicellular organism development; canonical Wnt signaling pathway. Bases 1015 to 1491 code for a protein of 158 amino acids. Gene Ontology annotation, cellular component: extracellular region.
UCAGGGGCAUCGCAAACUUGGUGUCCUCUGCUAACCACCUCAUCGAUUCAAAGCGCGGCCAGCUGGUCCUGGACCCAAGUCUGGCCCUGCUGAGUCGUCGCCAGCGGCGUCUGAUCAGGCAGAACCCUGGUGUUCUGCAUGCCAUCGCAGCUGGGCUGCACUCUGCCAUUAAGGAGUGCAAGUGGCAGUUCCGCAAUCGGAGGUGGAACUGUCCCACAACGCAGAGUCCCACUCUCUUUGGGAAAAUCAUCAGUCGCGGUGAGCUUCUCGGCACUACGAACCCACGGAGCAGACAGCAGUCAAACGGUCGCUUUGCUUGUGAUCGUCCUGGAGAGGGUCACAGCAUAAUCGACAAAUAUUAAUAUCAAAUGCAUGAAAAACAACUUUUCUCCCCAUGCAGCUGUCUAAUAAGCAAGAUCACUGAUGACACUUAGUAAGCAUUUAACAUUUCAUAACAAGUAGGCCUCAUGUAAAAAUAAAAUUCCGUAAAAGAUACUGCGUUGCCUCCAUGUAACUUCACAACCCCAAAUAAGACAUUAUUUGUUACGACAGGCUGUCGGGAGACCGCUUUUGUCUUUGCCAUCACAAGUGCGGGGGUCAUGCACGCAGUGGCACGGUCCUGCUCGGAAGGUGCCGUGGAGUCCUGCACCUGUGACCGUCGCCGUCCGGGCCCAGGGGGGUCUGACUGGCACUGGGGUGGCUGCAGCGACAACGCUGAAUUUGGCCAGGCCUUCAGCCGGGAGUUUGUGGACUCCAGUGAGAGAGGCAGUGACCUUCGCUACCUCACCAACCUGCACAACAACGAGGCCGGCAGAACGGUGAGCAAAAGACGUUUCAAUUGCCUGAAAAUGUCAUCUGCGAGGAAUUCUUUUAGUGUCGUGGUGUCUCAGCCACUGACUCUGUCUUGAGAUGUUGUGGCUCGCGGUGGUCCAUAUGACAUCCUUCCAGUGUCACUGUCUCAUGCAAUAGCUGAUACUCGGUGUGUGUCCCCCCUCCCAGACCGUGUACUCACAGAUGCAGCAGGAGUGCAAGUGCCAUGGCAUGUCGGGUUCUUGCACUGUGCGCACCUGCUGGAUGCGGCUGCCCAGCCUCCGUGUGGUGGGGGACCUUCUGAAGGACCGCUUUGACGGAGCCUCGCGUGUCAUCUAUGCCAACAAAGGCAGUAACCGGGCCUCCAACCGAGCAGACCUAUGCCAUCUUCAGCCAGAGAACCCAACCCAUAAGCCCCCCUCAGUGCGGGACCUGGUCUAUUUUGAGAAGUCGCCCAAUUUCUGCUCCUACAGCAGGAAAAUAGGCACGCGGGGUACAACGGGACGCACCUGCAACAGCUCAUCCCCAGCGCUGGAUGGGUGUGAGCUCUUGUGCUGCGGGCGAGGCUACAGGACACGGACGGAGGAGGUGACGGAGAGGUGCCACUGCAUCUUCCAUUGGUGCUGCCACGUCAGUUGCCUUAAUUGCACCAGCACUCGGAUCUCGCACCAGUGUCUAUGAAUGGGGAAGGGGAGGGGAGUCAGGGAAAGGAAGACCAGGAAGAGAGCUGAGAACGGAAGCCUCGUGUGACAUGUGAGAAGGACACAGGAGAAAUGGAAAACAGGGAAAAGAAAAAUACAGUUAGAGGGAAGAAUGCAGACCAGGAAGGGGGCAGCUGGUAGCGUAGUGGUUGGAGCUGCUGCCU